Molecule: messenger RNA, 1077 nt
Organism: Phaeodactylum tricornutum CCAP 1055/1
Lineage: Eukaryota; Bacillariophyta; Bacillariophyceae; Surirellales; Neidiaceae
Product: phospholipase
Exons: 2
Biological process (GO): proton transmembrane transport; regulation of pH; sodium ion transport
Cellular component (GO): membrane
Molecular function (GO): sodium:proton antiporter activity
Source: RefSeq, a predicted model, not a curated record
UCCUUUUCACCGAGCAUAUUUUUUGUCGUACUCCUGCCGCCAAUCAUCUUCAACAGCGGCUACCACUUGCGACGCGAUUUGUUCUUCCGGAACAUUGUACCCAUAUGUAUGUACGCUUGCAUAGGAACGGCUGUUUGUACGAUGGUGGUAGCUUCUAUCCUCUACGUCUGUGUUCCACUCUUUGGCUUUGGCUUUCGACCAACCUUUCUGGAACUGGCAGCCUUUGGUGCGCUCAUUAGCGCCACCGAUCCAGUGAGUACCUUGGCGGUGUUUCAGUCCAAAAAGGUGGACCCGCAUCUCUUCUAUCUCGUCUUUGGUGAAAGCGUCAUCAACGAUGCCGUCGGUCUCGUAUUGUUCGAAUGCUUGGCCCAUCUCAUCGAAAAGCAGCAAAACCAAUUGAACGUGGGACAAGAGUUCGCUCAGUUCCUUUACGACUUUAGCACGGGCUUCUUGGGGUCCUUGGUAUUGGGAACGCUAUUCGCCAUCACCUAUGCGCUCUUGAUGAAGCACGUCGAUAUGAGAAAGACACCCUUUUUGGAAUUGUGUGUUUACAUUACUAUGAUGUACUUUCCUUUUGUUGCGGCCGAAAUAUUGCGCCUCAGUGGUAUCGUUACGGUCUUGUUCACUGGGAUUGCAUCCAAGCGAUACGUCGAGCCCAAUGUUUGCGCCGAAACUGCCGUCAAUGCCGAUAUUGUUUUUCGACUGGUAGCCCAUUUGACCGAGACCAUCAUCUUUUUGGAUUUGGGGUUAUCGGUAUUUGGUUUGGUGGGCGACGGCGCCUUUCGCAUUGUCUUUAUUGCCUUUGCGCUUCUGGCCUGUUUAGUAGGUCGUGCAGUCAAUAUCUACCCCAUUACGUAUUUUCCAGGGGAAAGUAUGACGGAUGACUCGGUUAUCCCUUGGAAGACGGCACAUAUGUUGUGGUUUUCGGGAUUGCGGGGAGCCGUUUCCUAUGGACUGGCUCGCAUGUUUCCACAAACGGAGAAUCAGAGCAUUUUUAUCGCAACGACCAUGUUUAUUGUACUGACAACCACCUUUGUACUGGGUGGAGCUACCGAGUCGGCUCUUCAAUUUCUCAAU